CAUUCCGAAUCAAGGUCUAUAAAAUCCAAGGCGGGGACGCCGACGCCGAGGCCAGGUAGAAAGAAGCAUCAAUCCAUUCCUCUCCUCUCCCCUAGUGUCCGCCAAAUCGACGAGAAGCGGCGGAGACCACACGACCUCCUCGGUCUUGGAUUCCGUCCUCCCCAGUCAUCGCAAUGACGAAGAAGCAGCGGAGGGAGGCGGGCGCCAGGCGGCGGCGGGAUCGCCACCACCACCAGCGGCGGCAGCCGCGGGACGAGCGCUCCGUCUCCUGCACCACGUUCAACAUCCUCGCGCCGAUCUACAAACGCAUGGACUCCGAGAAUUGCAGGGAGAGCCAGUACAGGGCCUACUGGUUCAGCCGCAACGAGAAGAUCAUCGACCGUCUCCUCGCCGACUGCUCCUCCAUCAUCUGCCUCCAGGAGGUGUGGUUGGGGAACGAUGAGCUGGUGGACAUGUACGAGAAGCGGCUUGGCGACGCCAAUUACACGCUCUUGAAGCUCGCACGCACCAACAAUCGCGGAGACGGUCUUCUUACUGCUGUACAUAAGAGUUGCUUCAAUGUUUUGAAUUAUCGGGAGCUGCUCUUCAAUGACUUUGGUGAUCGAGUGGCUCAGCUGUUGCAUGUUGAGUCCGCCAUGCCAUUCUUGCAAAACCUUAGCACCAGCUGUGCCCAGCAGCAGAGCCUCAUUGUCAACACCCAUUUGCUGUUCCCUCAUGACCACAGCCUUUCGAUAGUCCGGCUGAGGCAGGUAUAUAAGAUCCUUCAGUACAUAGAGGCUUACCAGGAAGAACAUAAACUUGGUCCAAUGCCAAUCAUCCUAUGUGGUGAUUGGAAUGGAAGCAAACGUGGACAUGUUUACAAGUUCCUUCGUUCACAGGGGUUUGUUUCAUCGUAUGAUACUGCUCAUCAAUACAGUGAUAGUGAAGAAGAUGCACACAAGUGGGUAAGCCAUCGAAACCAUCGAGGGAACAUCUGCGGAGUUGAUUUCAUAUGGCUUCUGAAUCCAGAUAAGUGCAGGAAGCCCCUGAAAACUAGCUGGAAUGAAGCUGUCUUUGGUAUCAUCAAGUACCUCCUCCUCCAAGUUGCAUUCCUUUCUGAGGAGAAUGCAUUUGCACUUCUCAAGGCUGACAGUCCUGAUGAUCACAUCACAUAUUCAAGUUUCUACCAGGCACUCUGUCAGAAAAUGCAGUUAGGAAUGGUCCAUCCUGAUCGCCUAAAUUCACAAGAAAUUGAAGAUCUGUGGAGUGAAGCUGACCGUGAUGGGAAUGGUGCUAUUGACUACAAAGAAUUUCAGGCUAACUGGGCUCAGGUGGGUGAUGUGGGCGACACAGACGGGCGGCUGAUGGUGGCGGGAAACGGCGGUGUUGCCUCGUACAUAGCCGGAACAUCACCGGCGUCGCUCGAUAAGUAGCUACGACCUACCAAACGCGACGGGAAGCAGCACAAAACAAAGAUGUGGCGACGGGGAGUCUCACCGAGGCUUCACUGCGGUCGAAGAUGGCUGGCGACGGCGAGAUGGUGGCGGCGAUGAUCGAUGCUUGAUGAGAAGGCGGGUACGGCGAUGAGGAGGCGAAACCGAGGACCAUGGAGGCUUCCUGGCGGUCAUGCGGUGCCAAAGGGUGGGUUAGUGGGCGUCGGUACGCUAUGGGGUAAGCUAGUGACAGAGAGGAGCAUCAGAGCUUAUCGGAGCUCGGCGGAGAUGGCCGUGCAGCGGCAGAACAACGUUGAGGAGCGGCGGAGAAGACUUCAUGUGCUCCUAUGGUGCCGGCGACGUCCUCAGACGUGACAGGGAGGGCUCGGGCUCGGCAGUCAGCAACGGCGAAGCUCUGAGCAACAACAAGGGUGACUCUGCGCAAUGGGGUUGAGCGGGGAUGGGGGAACUGGCAGCACGACAGGGUUGGGUGGUUAUAGGUGCGAGGGAGUGCGUGCUGUUACAGAGACGUGGGGCGCGGAGUGGGGCGUACGCCAGCGGUUUCGGUGGGUGGCGGUUGUGAGCACGGUGAGCGGGAGUGGGCACAGCUAGAGUGGAAGAGGGAAAUGACAGGUGGGCUUGGGUUGUCGGUGAGAGGGAGCUGGAGAGUGAGCUGAGCCUCGAGAGUGGGAGAUGGGUCGGACUGUAGAAAAUAAACGUGUAUCACAUAGUGACAGUAUUUUAAUAGGAUAUCAUGAUCUUCUAUAAGCAUCGCUU
Molecule: messenger RNA, 2189 nt
Organism: Phragmites australis (common reed)
Lineage: Eukaryota; Viridiplantae; Streptophyta; Magnoliopsida; Poales; Poaceae
Exons: 11
Coding region: 174-1412 (412 amino acids)
Molecular function (GO): calcium ion binding; 3'-5'-RNA exonuclease activity
Source: RefSeq, a predicted model, not a curated record